UUGUAGUACCCCCUAUGUAAAAGCUGGCAUUAAAUAAGAUGUCCUAUAUCUGUUAUGAAGGGUACACAGUACCACUUUAAGGGAUUGAUGUACCUAAACAAUAACCAGCUGUCAAGGUAUAAAAUGCGUGCCCAUAUUGUGUUAUAUUGACAAAUUCCAUGCUGUGUAUAAGUCAUAUCGAAAGACAAAUGAUACCCACAUGUGUAAGUGAUCCCCUCCCAGCAUGUGGACUCCUAAUCACGAGUGGAGAACUUAUAGUGUAAAUACAGGAAAUUACUCAAAAUGAAGAUCGAAAGACGACAUCCAACUGGUAUAACUUGUGUACUGGGUUUAGCUUUACUGUCUAUUCUGAAUGCUAAGUGUGUGUUGGGCAGCUUCACUAAUGAUAUCGAUUGUCUGGCGAAGAUUUUAAGCCGUUACCGAGAUAUACGCAGCUGUCCAUGGGACAUCACGAGUACGUGUUCAGCUACAAAUUUAGGAUGUUACAAAUAUGAAAAGGAUUGUGAGGUGUCGGAACAAGGUCCCACCCAUGUGUCUAUGUUUGUGUAUAUAUCAACGAUCCCUGUAGUGGAGGAACACAAAUCUGUACAGUCUCAGUGGUGCCGGUGCAGAGUUGUAACUUUUGUAUGUUACCUAAGUAUUGACAAUGCUUUCAACAUUUCAGACCUUUGUCUUCCAAAGACAACUGCACCGAUGCCAGGAUCAUCUGGAAGUACAACCAAUUUAACAGCAGGGUCCCAAACCGUAAAUACAUGUCAAAGCAACAAUGGUAACUCCCCUGGUCAGAUCGUCGGAGCAUUCAUAGGAGGCGCUGCAUUCACUGUCAUCGUAGUAUUCCUCACUUACUUUUUGACAAAAAGAUGCAGACAUAUUCAAAGUGGAGACAAAGUACCUUCCGAGCGUUCAACAACAAAUCCAGCAUAUGAAUCUGAAUCCAAUUUGGUUUCUUUGGACCACAACUUGAGAUCCAGGUCAAUUAAUAAUGGACAUACCUACUGUACUAUCAAUGACCACUUGCCCUCAACAAAGGUUUCUCACGUUAAACCAAUAGUGAGACACGAACAUCACCCAGUGCCUCCAUCCGUCAAACAGGACAACAUUAAUAACAUAUACAAUCAUCUGAAUGAGACUGAAGGUGACGAUAAAAGUGUAUACUACGAUCAUGUGUCACCAAGCACCACCAGUGUUCCACCUUCUGUGGAGUAUGAUGUUUUCAAUAAUUACACAGAGGUCGUUGGAGAAGGAUAUGUACAUGCAAGUGGAACACAUAAAAACUAAAUCUGAUAAUAUGAUAUUCAUUCACCAUGGAAAUGCAUGAUUUUAAAGUAGCUUUUCAUCAAUAAUAGUUUGAUUUAUUUUGAAAACGUAUUAGCACUCAACACUAAUGAUUUUGCAGCAGACUUAUGUGCAGACUUCCAAUAAAACUAAUCAAAUGUGUUUGUCUCAACAUUACAAAUGCUUUGUGCGUUUUAACUCAAACAAACACCUAGGUUUAGAAUUCCAGCAUUAUGAAGUUGUAAUCUCUGUCAUAUUUGGUAUCUGACUUAUGAUGGCCUUAAGGCACUCUGUUAAACAUACGGAAAUGUUUAGUGUUUUACAUCUUAUUAUAUGUUUAAAGUGUCAGGAGCUUCAUCGUUAUGGUGAUCCAGUAUGUUAAAGUAACAAAAUAUAUGACUUCAAAGCUGUGUGCGACAUGUCUUCUUUGUAGUGUCCUCCAAAUGAUGAGGACAAAUAAUGUGAAAUAGUAUUGGACAUGAAAUAAAAUUUGUUUACAAUUCCAAA
Molecule: messenger RNA, 1782 nt
Organism: Ostrea edulis (European flat oyster)
Lineage: Eukaryota; Metazoa; Mollusca; Bivalvia; Ostreida; Ostreidae
Exons: 9
Coding region: 283-1278 (331 amino acids)
Source: RefSeq, a predicted model, not a curated record